Molecule: messenger RNA, 3315 nt
Organism: Octodon degus (degu)
Lineage: Eukaryota; Metazoa; Chordata; Mammalia; Rodentia; Octodontidae
Product: transcriptional protein SWT1
Biological process (GO): viral protein processing
Cellular component (GO): nucleus
Molecular function (GO): peptidase activity
Source: RefSeq, a predicted model, not a curated record
ACCUGAAGACCUCCUGAAGCGCCCCCGAGUGUUAGCGCCGAACUACGUUUCCCAGUGGGCAGCGCGCGCGGAAGGGGUGUUUUCCUGUGCCUUGGAACUGUGCAAGCGGCACAGCCACUGAUGCUGCUAAGAUGUCCAACAAAGAUUCUUGUGGAAAAGAAAAGAAGUCGCAGAGAAAUGGCAUCGUCUCAUCAUCCAUCUAUGAUGAGGACAAAAAUGAGAAAAAAGCCUCAUCAGAUUCUGCUUACUCUAUAAGAUCAGUUUCAUCAGUGAAGAGAAAACUGAAAUCAGAUCAUACAGACACUCAGUAUUCUAAUGCAAAAAGAAGACAAGAACUGAAAAGAUUGAAUGUAGAAAUAGACGUGUCUGGAAAGAGACCAAAAAUCAAUUCUUCAUUCCAAGGACCUAAUAAACUCCGAGAUGCAUCAUCUUCAAAGAAUAGACAAAUUAUUUUGCCAAGUACUUCAGAUGGAACUAAAAAAUCAAAGAACUCUAAAGAGAUUAAAUUUAUGAAUGUUACAAGUAAACUUGACCAUGGAAUUAAAUACUUUCCCAAUCCUAAAAUUUCGAAACAUAUGAAAUCUAAAAAGGAAGACCAGACAAAGGACAAGGAAUUGUCUCAUAUUCUUGCUCAGACAGAGAAGAUGAAAGAGCUCAAGAAAGGAAGAAACAAAAUUAGGGACAGUUCUGAAAAAUGUAAACAUAAAAAUCAAUUUUCUCAAGAUGGUAAUUCCAGCAAGAUUAUUCAUGAACCCUUUGACUCUAAAACAAAGAAGAUCAGCUUCACAAUCCCAGUAAAAUCUUCUAAUACUCUCCAGAAGCUCAUAGAAGAAAAUGUGUUCAAUUUAGUUUCUAAUAAGGUAAAGACUAAGCAGGAAUCACGAGAAUUUCCAGAAGGCUCCCAGGUUCCAUUGAAUUUGAUGAGGCAUAAAGCUGAACGUUUACCUUUAGGUUCCACAUAUAAACAGACUGUUUAUGAACAUAAAAGAAAAUGUCUUGAGUAUGAACAAAGUAAAGAUUCAAGUUCUAAGGAGAACCUUGUCCAGUGUUUUGAAGCACCAUAUUCUUCAGUGUCACCUGAAAAUAUUCAAGAUACUGAUCAAGAGAUGCAGAUAGUAGAAGAGCUUCAUGCUGCACGUGUGGGAAAAAGUGUGGAUUUACCUGUGGCCCCAUCUUCUGGAGAGUUAAUGAGUAUGGAAAUCGACCUGGCGGAAGAUGAUGUGCACCCUUCUGCUACAAAUACUGUUUCAGACAAAAAGCUACUUCUAAUUGUUGUUGACACAAAUAUCCUGAUGAAUCAUCUCAAAUUUGUUAGAAUUUUGAAGACAACAGAAAUAUCAGGUUUUGACAGACUUGUGUUAAUAAUUCCUUGGGUUGUUGUACAAGAGUUAGAUCGAAUGAAGGAAGGAAAAUUACUAAAACAUGCCCAGCACAAAGCUGUACCUGCAGUUCAUUUCAUCAAUGAUAGUCUCAAAAACCAAGAUAGAAAGCUGUGGGGUCAAUCAAUACAACUUGCUUCUCAAAAACUUUAUGGCCUUGUUCAUGAUAAUGUAGAUAAUCAUGUUACCUUAGAGCAAUGCAUGCAGUACCAGGAAUUAUUCUCCAGUUCUCUUGUAAUUCUGUGCACGGAUGAUAGAAAUUUAAGAAGCAAAGGUUUUGUAAGUGGUGUAAAAUCACUCAGUAAAGAAGAAUUGAGUGCAGAGUUAUUAACCUUAUCUCUGAAUACAGAUGUGUGUCAUCAGCCUUGUAUUUCUAAGCAACAGUUGAAAGCAGAAACAAAACCUGAAGAGACUUCUGAGGAAAAAUCUGUACAUUCUGGAUUGUCCAUUGUACUUGAACACAUUAUGUGUGAUCUUGAAAGAUCUCUUGGAACAGCUUUGUCUUCAAUAUUAGAAACAGAAAUGAAAAUUGCUUUUGGGAACCUUUGGAUGGAGAUGCUGUACUUGAAACCACCAUGGACUCUAAUACAUUUAUUACAGUGCUUUAAAAAACAUUGGUUGGCUGUAUUUGGAUUAAUUAUGGAAAAGAACUUACUUUUAACCGUUGAGAGUCUAUAUGAAAAUCUUUGUAAAGCUAAUAAUGCAGUAGACUUUACAACUGUGAAGUUCUUGCUUCAAGAUUCUAAAAGCUUGUUGCAUGCUUUCAGUAUAAGAUCGAAUUAUGAUGGUGUCCUUCCGCAGGCCUUUGGUCAAGUAAGCAGACUACUACAAACAUUUGCAGAGGUAAAGACAAAGCUUAAGCCAAAUGCAUCGGAAAACACAGUGAAUAAAACACAGGAAGACAAAUCUUUGAUGAAACCUCAUAACCAAGAAAUCACUGUUUCCUCGGGUUCUCAUCUUACCCAACCCAGUAGGCAUCAAGAAAUCUGGUCUGUCCUAGAGAAUCUUUGGGUUACAAUAUAUCAGAACAGCAUGGAUGUGUUUCAAAGAUUGAACUCAAAUUCGACUCUGACUGUUUCAAAAAUAGCAUCAUUUGAAGAAGCAUUUGUGUAUCUUCAAAAGUUAAUGGCAGCUGUGAAAGAUAUUCUUGAAGGAAUUCAGAGGAUUUUGGCCCCUAACAGCAAUUAUCAAGACAUUGAGACCCUUUAUAACUUCCUAAUCAAGUAUGAGGUAAAUAAACAUGUUGAAUUUACUGCCCAGGAACUCUAUGAUUGUGUUUCUCAGACUGAGUAUCGGGAAAAGUUAACCAUUGGAUGCCGCCAGUUGGUUGAGAUGGAAUAUGCCAUGCAGCAGUGUAGUGCAUCUGUCUACAUGGGGGCCCAAAACCCUGGGGGAUCAUGGUGUGAAGACAUGUUCAACUGUAAGACCUAAGUGGUGUAAGCAGAGGAAUUGCUUUCAUCUUUGUAAUGUUUUAGAGGCAUUUGUCUUCAUAAAUGACAGAGUAACUUUUGACCUGGUCACUUAAAGCCAAACCCAACAAAAGUUUAAGAAGUAAUUCCCAGGUACAAAAAAGUGAUUGUUACCGACAAUCUCAUUUAAGUUAUAAAAAACCUGACAUGUAUUGUGGAAUAUACUGUGCACUGUUUUCCUGGGGUUGAUAGUACCUUUGUACCUUUAUACCUUUAUUCCUUUGUCCUGAUUCUAAGCCAGUAUCUUUUGAGGAAAACAGAGCCAUCCUUCUAGUCCACCUAGGGUGGGAGCCACAGUGGCAACUGAGGAAGGCCCAGGGUGUGGCAUUAGCAUUUUUCUUAGUCCUGAAUAUGGGCAUGUGACUAGACAGACACUGCCAAACCUUAAGAAUUGGGACCUGGCCACAUGUUUACCACAUUCCACAAAAAAAUCUUGUCUGCACUUGAUUUUUAUGCUUUUAUUUAAU